This is a messenger RNA of Papaver somniferum (opium poppy), 1518 nucleotides long. Its product is annotated as putative F-box/LRR-repeat protein At3g58880. Bases 1 to 1518 code for a protein of 505 amino acids. NCBI's taxonomy places the organism in Eukaryota, Viridiplantae, Streptophyta, Magnoliopsida, Ranunculales, Papaveraceae. Gene Ontology annotation, molecular function: protein binding. The transcript is spliced from 3 exons. The record is from RefSeq and is a predicted model, not a curated record.
AUGCAAGAAUCCAAGAACAGCCAAUUCGCUUCUAGUAUUAUGAAUGAAGAAGAGAAAGAAGAAGAAGAAGAAAAACAUGAUAGAUUUGACAGUUUACCCGAUGAUCUAAUUCAUCUCAUCCUCUUCUAUUUCAAUGACACGAGAGAUGUAGUGAGAAAAUUUAUUCUCAUCUCUAAGCGAUGGUUAAAACUCUGUAAAUCUCUCCCCUUUCUUAUAUUUUACAGAGCUUCUUUUCCUCAAGAUGAGGAGUUGCAUGAUCAGAAUUUUAUCGACUUUGUGGACAUGGUCCUCCUUCAUCAUCAGGAUUCCCCUAUUUUCAGUUUCACUUUGCAUUGGUUCUACUCUUCUGAUGAUGAUGCGGUUAUCAGAAAUACUAAUAGGUGGAUUCAUGCUGCCCUGCAGCGCGAUGUUCAAGAAUUAGUUAUAAAUACAGGGCAGAAUGAACACUUCACAUACAACAUUCCAUACAAACUCUUGAAUGCGAAGCAAUUGAGGAAGUUAAGAGUUAACUUCUUUUGCGUUUCUGGGUAUUCCCAUAUUGUUCUGCCAGAUAGAAUCCAUUUGCCAAAUCUUAAGUAUCUCUGGCUUGCUGGUUUGUCGAUUUCUGAUGAAUCACUAACAAAGAAACUGUUGUCGAGCUGUCCCUUGCUUGAAACUUUAGAGCUGCAUGACUGUGAUAUGCGCACAGAUAACAAAAGAACUUUGACAGUGGAUUGCCCAAACCUUCAGAGGUUUGAAUUUGUUCAUCUCUUUCCGCAUGUGUUGUCGUUAAACAACACAAUGGCCAGAGUACUAAGGUUAACAGCGCCGAAUCUCCAAAAGUUUACUUGUCGAUCUUUCUUCGGACAAGCUUAUUGUUUAGAAAAUUGUUCUCCUCUGUCAGAUGUUAGUUUCGAAAUGGUAUUAGAAGACGAGGAUGAUGCGAGCUAUAAAGCAUUGACAAGUUUGCCCGUGGAGAUAAAGAAAGUGUAUGUGAAAAGGGUGAUGCAGUUUAUAAGAACAGUUUGCAAGGUCAAAAGCAUGACAUUGUCUUCGGGAAUCCUUGAGGUUCUGUCUCUAGCUCUUGACAUGCCUGAUUUGCAACCACCUGGCUUGUGUAAUCUUCAAUGUUUGAAGAUUGAAAUGGCGUUCACAAAAAGUAGCUUGCGGGCAUUAGCCUACUUACUCAAGAUCACUCCCAUCGUCGAUUCAGUUUUCCUUGUAUCGGAGGAGUCGAACCUAGAAGAUGCUGGAGAUGAGUGGGGAGAAGGAAUGGUAUUGCCACGAAUGCUGUCUCACCUCAAGUUUAUUCAAAUUGAAGGAAUGGAAGGAUGUGAUAAUGAGCUCAGAGCUCUGCAAUAUUUGCUACGAAAUGCAAAGGUUUUGAUGGAAGUUCAGCUUGUUUUCUGCUCUUUUGUUGGUGCACCUGAAGUAGAGCAAUUUGUGGAAAAGGUAAGAGGACUUCCUACAACAUCUUCAAAUAUGACAAUCACGAAGAAGCAAGAUUUCGAGGAAGGUCAAAUGUUUGGGGCAGAAUGA